This is a messenger RNA of Verticillium dahliae VdLs.17, 2346 nucleotides long. RefSeq names its product PTAB protein. The coding region runs from base 1 to 2346 and encodes 781 amino acids. Gene Ontology annotation, biological process: positive regulation of transcription by RNA polymerase II; negative regulation of transcription by RNA polymerase II. The record is from RefSeq and is a predicted model, not a curated record. Lineage: Eukaryota; Fungi; Ascomycota; Sordariomycetes; Glomerellales; Plectosphaerellaceae. Gene Ontology annotation, cellular component: nucleus; transcription regulator complex. The transcript is spliced from 6 exons.
AUGACCAGUAUGGGACCAUCCUUUCGCAGGCCACCCUGCUGGCAUGCACCAACACCCCGGUGUUCCCUGGCCAUCCCAUGGCUCCCUGGGAUGCCUCACAAUCCGAGCCAGCAAGGCGCGCCCGGCGGAGGCAUGCCUCAACAGAUGCACAUGGCCGUCUCGGGCCCAGGAGGUCAGGUCAACCCAGCCGCCAUGAUGGGUGGCAUGCCACCUGGCGCAGGCGCGCCCAAUGCCCACGCCCUCCAGCACUUGAACCCUGCACAGGCCCAGAUGUUCCAGCAGGGUCAGUUUGGCAAUUUCGGCAGCAACCCCUCCAUGGCACAACUACAACAGCAUCAGCGAUUCAUUCAGCAGCAGCAAGCAGCUCGUCAACACGCCAUGGCCCAGCAGGCGGCGUUCCAGUCCAACAUGCAGGUCGGCGUCAAUGGCAUGCCCAUGGGCGUGCACAUGAACCCGGCGCAGAUGGCCGCCUUUAGGCAGGCUAGGAUGCAACCUCAUGCCCACAACCAAGCCAUGCUGGCUCAUCAGAUCGCUCUCCAACAGCAGCAACAAGUGGCACAAAACCAGCAGAUGCAGCAAGGUGGACAGCCGGGCCAGCCGGUGCAGAUGAGCGCCCAGCAGAUGCAGAGCCUCCAGCAAGCACAGAUGGCUGCUCUGCAGGCACAGCAACAGGGCCAGCAGCAGGCACAGCAGCAGCAGCAACAGCAACAGCAGGCUCAGCAGCAACAGGCCCAACAGCAGCAGGCUCAGCAACAGGCCCAGCAGGCCCAGCAGCAGCAGCAGCAGCAACAGGCCCAGCAACAGCAACAACAAGGCCAGCCUCCGCAACAACCACAGCAGCCCGGUGGGCCGCAGCCUCAACAGCAGACACCGCAACAGCAGGCGGCCCAACCCGCCGGACCGCAGUCUGCAGGUCAUCCCACACCGUCGCAGACUCCUGGCCCCCAGCCAAAUCAGCAGCCUCAGCCUCCCCAAGCCCAGAACCAGGCGCAAGGUCCACAGCCGGGACAGCAGCCCCAGCAGCAAUUGAACCCCGCACAGCAGCAGGCUCAACACGCCGCAGCGCAGGCUGCCAUGGCUAAUAACAUGGCCCUGGCCCAGCAGCAAGCGCAGGCUCAGCAGGCGAGGAGGGAAGCAAUGAAGGGGCACUGCUUGCUGAAGCUCAUGCAGUUCAGCGAGCACCUCAGCGGCUUUCCCGGAUCACGAGGCAAGGAUGAUUUGUCGUACUGGAACAUGUUUGUCAACCAAUUCUUCUCCACGAAAGGCGUGUUCCGACACUCUGUUCAUAUCACCGACCACGAGGAUCCCUCGGAUAAGCAGUACGAAAUCUCGUACCCCGCACUCGCGCGAUACUUCCACACCCAUUUCGACAGCGGCGUCAAGAACAUGCAGUUGAUCAUGGAGAAGGGCACCACUGACCGCCCUCUUCCUGGCGAUGGACACUGGAUCGAGAACACCAAGUCGAGCCUGGUGUACUGGUUCGACAAUGGAUCACACCUUGUCGCGACUGGUACCGUACGAGCCCAUUUCGACCACGAGCAAAAGAUUGAGCUCUUUGAGUUUGUCACGAGUGGCCACGAGGAAUACAUUUCUCGGAAAUCCGUUAUCGAAUCAGCGAAACCCGCGCACAACUGGGUCAAGGAAUGGCACAAGGUCAAUUCGCAAGACUCAAAGACUUCGCCAGAAAUGAGCAAGAAGGGCAAGGCAAGGCCAUUGAAGUCGCCGCAAAACCCACCCCCAGAAGCCUUGGUGGAUCUCCCUGAAUCCUCCGUCAAGAGGGGCAUGGGUGUUACGGAGGAAGUCUUCCAGUUCCUCGAGAUCGUUGAGGUUUUCGGUCAGAUGAACCCGCUGUUUGGCUUCUCUCACAGCCACCCUGGCAUGCGCCCCUACCUUGCCCUCGAGCAAUACGUCAACCAGAUCAACAGCCAACCCCAGCCCAACAUGAAUGGUCAGCCUAUGCAGCAAGGGCCGCCACGGACCCCAGGUUUCGGGCAGUUCCCGGUCCCGCAAAUGCCGCCAGGGGGCGUGGGAGCGAGCCCUGCCCAGCCGCACAUGCAGCUCCCUGGGUCGCCUCACAUCAUGGGCAGCCCGGCGCAAGUUCAGAUGCAGGCACCCGGUAUGCAGCUGCAGCAGAGCCAACAAGGCACAAGCUCGAGCGGGCCGAGCGCCAACACGUCACCGGCAUCCAACAAGAGGAGACGCCCAUCAGGGGUCAAGACGGAAGACGAUGGUUCCUCGGCGCCAACGCCACAGUCGGGACCUGGUGGACAGGUGAACGGCGUCGGCAACAAGGGCAAGCCUCCCACGCCGAGAAUGCCCAAGCGAGUCAAGGGCAACCCCGCGUGA